This is a messenger RNA of Aphidius gifuensis, 3831 nucleotides long. RefSeq lists its product as uncharacterized. Gene Ontology annotation, molecular function: serine-type endopeptidase activity. Gene Ontology annotation, biological process: proteolysis. The record is from RefSeq and is a predicted model, not a curated record. NCBI's taxonomy places the organism in Eukaryota, Metazoa, Arthropoda, Insecta, Hymenoptera, Braconidae. Bases 178 to 3717 code for a protein of 1179 amino acids. The transcript is spliced from 9 exons.
CUGGUAAAAGCUCAGAGUAACAAGAUUGUUCAUCAGACUGUGCCCAGGUGAAAGUGUUUCGAAAAAAAAAUAUUAAAUUCAAAAUACGUUAAGAGGGGCCAUUCUUUCUAUAUAAAGACGACAAACUUAACUCAAAGAAAUUCAGUGUCUCUCGAGUGAUUAAACGUGAGAUUGACAAUGUGGUACAUUUUUUUGGUGGGUCUAGUGGCUCAAAGUUUAGCAACAAAAGUUACCUACAAUACAGCAUCAUCAUCAUCGGCAGCAGCAGCAGCAUCUGCUUCAUUUGAAAAAAAAAAUGAUUGGGCCUGGGUUGAUCCACUUGGUUCAUCAAGCAAUCAACAAGAUUCAUCAUUACAUCCACUCAGUUUUUCUAUAGACGAUGCAUCAUCAUCGGCAUCAUCAUCAUCACAAUAUUCAGCAAACAUUCAGUCAGGAUCCAGUGGAGUUGGAAAUGCUUUAAAUUCAGCAGUUCAAUCGGUGGAAUCUGUGAUUGACAAUAUUCUUGUUUCGAAUCGUCAGGGAAGAACCUUGGAAGGCUAUGAUGAACUUUACAGUGAUCCAGAUGUUAAAAAUAUACUUCAAGUUGGAAAUGACACUGCAGCUCGUUCUUACAUUAAGGACAAAUUAUGUUCACUUGGUCUGAUGAAUUGUGAAAAUGCUGAAGGUAGAAGACCAUAUUAUUCUCCACAUCGUGAUAUUCAACCACAAGAAGUAAUAUAUGCUCAACCAGUUACAAUAAAACCAGUUGGUCCACCACUUGCAGCAAUUCAAAUUAAACGUCCAGUUGGCUAUGGUCCACCAAAACCAUCUCAUUUUGGAUCAAGUUAUUUACAAGGCCCACCACCAAGUCAUCAUGGUCCACCAGGUCAUACUUAUUCUGGACCAUCAUCAUCAUUUUCUGGACCACCACCAUCAUUUUCAAGACCACAAUUUGGUUUUAAUGGACCAUAUCCAAGUUAUAAAAAACCUGGCUACUCACAUUCAAGCAAACCAAUUUAUGAAGAUUCUGGUAAUGAUGGUGAAUAUGAUUUUGUACCUCAAGAUAAACAUGAAUAUCUUGAAAAAAAACAAGUUAUUGUACAACAGCCAAAUGUCGUUCAACCAGUUCAACAACAUGUUCAUCAUCAUUAUCAUCAUGAGGAUGGUGCAAAUAAAUUAUCAAGUGGUGGAAUUAUUGGUGGUGGAAUUGGACAAAUUUCAGCAACUGAUUUAUCACAGGGUAUUGUUGGUGGUGGUUAUGGCUAUGGUAACACUGGUACAUAUGGAUCAAAUUAUAAUGAUUUUAAUGAAUAUAAAAAAGCAUUUAAAAUUAAACCAUCAUCAGCAACAAAUAGUAUUGAUCCAAUUUUAUCAAAUGGUAAUAAUUAUGCCAAUAAAUUUGUUGACUAUGACAAAAAUAAACGUGAAUCAUUUACAAAUAGUAAUAAAGCAUUUUCAAUAAAUCAAGAACAAGCUAAAGUUAUUAAUUCUGGUUUAAAUUCAUAUGGUAAUGGAAAUAAUAAUGGUCUUGGUAAUUUUGGCAAUAAUAAUUAUGGAUCAAAUUCAAAUAGUUUUGGAGAAUCAUCCAAUUUUGAAAAUAAUUUUUCAUCAUUAUCAAAUGAUGAUUGUAUUUGUGUUACUUAUGAUCAAUGUGGUGCAAUUAAUCAAGCUGGACGUAAAGAUGACUUGUUUUUGGCAAUUGAUCCAAGAAAUAUUGGUAAAACAAUUGAUGCUGAAUCUGAUGACUCCAGUUCAACUGAUUUAAAUGUACGUGUUACAAAAGGUGUCAAUGUAACUGAACAAGCUAUCGAAACAAAAAAAAAUAGCACUGAUGUAGCUAAAGCAAAUGAAGAAGAAAAACGAAAUAAAAGAGAAGCCAAAGCAGAAGCAAAAAAAGAUGAAAAGACUGAUGAAAUUCAAGGCCGCUUGCUUGAAGGUUUCAAUCGUCCAAAUUUAAAUGUCAAACCAACCUGGGGUGUUAGUUUUGGUCUACCCCAAGGUGGCAAUGGUGGUGGUGGUGGUAGUGGUGGAUAUCCAAUCAAUCCUUAUGGUGAAAAUCCUCUAUUAAAUCCAUAUCCAGGAUACGGAGGUGGAGGUGCUAAUGGUGCUAAUGGAAUUAAUCUUGGUUUAGUAUCAGUUAAUCCAUUGUUGGCUCUUCAAGUUGGAAAAGAUGAUUAUGGUGAAAAAGUUGUUAAACCAUUUGUUAAUCUUCAUGUUACACCAAAUCAAGGUCUUGUCAAUAAAUUAGGUAAUUUUUUGGCACAUAAAAAAAAUGAAUUACUAUUGGGAGGAGGAGGAUACGGUGGUGGUGGAUAUUAUCCUGGUGGUUAUUAUCCUGGACAACAAUAUCAACCAUCUGGUCCUUAUUACAAUCAAAAUAGACCACCACCACCACAACAACAUUAUCAUCAACAUCAACAUCAACAUCAGCAUCAAUAUCAACAACAAUAUCAACAACAACACAAUCAUCAUCAUCAUCAACAACCAGGACCAAAUUGGUCCGGUGGUUUUAAUGGAUUUAACAACAACAACUAUGGCCAUGGUGGUAAUUAUGCUGGAAAUUAUGGAAAUUAUUAUGGUGGAUAUUCACGUGAUGCUGAUGACUAUGAUAAUGAUGAUGAUGAUGAUAAUAAUGAUUAUUACAAUAAUCAAUAUGCUUACAAUAGAAAUGCAAAUUCAAGUAUAUUUGCUGAUGAUGCUGAUAGUAAUGAGGCUUCUCAAGGUCUUAAAUUUCCAGAUAAUUAUGAUAACACUAAAAAAACAGGUCAAAGUGGCAAAGUUUCAUUUAACAACAGAAAAAAACGUGAUGUCAAUGAAUUAAUCAAAUCAGAGGAGAGACAAUUUGGAAGACCACCAGUAUGUGGACCUAGACAUGUUUGCUGUCGUAGAAAUCAAAUUCAUCCAAGUUAUUUUAAUAAUAAACAAAAAGCUGGACAAUGUGGAAUUAAAAAUAGCCAAGGUAUCACUGGUCGUAUCAAGACACCAGCAGGUGUUGAUGGAGAUGCUGAAUUUGGUGAAUAUCCAUGGCAAGUUGCUAUAUUGAAAAAAGAUCCAACAGACAGUGUUUUUGUUUGUGGUGGAACUUUGAUAUCACCUCGUCACAUUCUCACAGCUGCUCAUUGUAUUAAAUCUCAUGUAAAAGAGGAAUUACGUGUGAGACUUGGUGAGUGGGAUGUCAAUAAUGACGGUGAAUUUUUCCCAUACAUUGAACAAAAUGUUGAUGAUAUUGUAAUUCAUCCUGAAUUUUAUGCUGGUACAUUGUACAAUGAUCUUGCUAUUUUAAAACUUGAUCAUGAUGUCAACUUUAAAGAAAAUCCUCACAUAGUACCAGCUUGUUUGCCAAAUCGUCAUGACGACUUUACUGGUGCAAGAUGUUGGACAACUGGAUGGGGUAAAGAUGCUUUUGGUGAUUUUGGAAAAUAUCAAAAUAUCUUGAAGGAAGUUGAUGUGCCUGUUGUUAGCAAUGCAAUUUGUGAAAAUCAAAUGAGAAAAACAAGACUUGGUCCAAGUUUUAAUUUACAUCCAGGUUUUAUUUGUGCUGGUGGUGAAAAAGGAAAAGAUGCAUGCAGAGGUGAUGGUGGUGGUCCAAUGGUUUGUGAACGUCAUGGUUCAUGGCAAUUGGCUGGUGUUGUUUCAUGGGGAAUUGGAUGUGGUGAACAAGCACUUCCUGGUGUUUAUUCUCGUGUCAGUUAUUAUCAUGAUUGGAUACAACAAUAUGUUGAACGUCAAUAUUACUAAUUAUUCAAUCAUCAUCAACGAAAACAACAACAACAUAAUCAAUCAUUAUUUAUUUAUGAAAACCGUUAAAUUAUAUAUUAAUCAACUUGUUUUUUACUUUUCUUUUUUUUAUUU